UUGUCGUCUGGUUCGCUCUCUUAUACUAGACUUUUGACUUGACAGGCAAAAUUCAGUAAAAUUUGACAAAAAUGUGACAAAAAUCAUCAUACAAUUAUAUACAUACAAUUUUUCGCCACACGAACUAGAACCUUUUAUGACCUACAAAUACCAACUUUUAGACAAAUCCUUAAAAAAAUGUUUCAAAAAUCAUCAAAAUACUGAAUAUCGGAGGAACGGUUAUAUGGACCGAUAUAUCAUUUUUAAUAUCAACCAUCCUAGACACAAUUCAAAUUGUUCUGCCAAAUUUUGAAGCUCUAUGUCAAAUAAUGUAGGCUGUAUCGUGAUUUCAAGAGGCAGACGGAAAUCGUUAAAUCGACUUAGAAUUUUAUGCUGAUCAUGAGUUUAUUUACUUUAUGGGGUCCACGACGAAUAUUUAGGGAUGUUAUGAGUUUGUUGGAUUGUUGUUUGCAUAUGCUUUAAAAUAUUCUAGGGAAUAUAUAACCUAGUUUUGUGCAACAUAAAAAAUACGGGGAGAAUCUAGCAGGAUCCCCAAUAUUUUGAGAUAUGUAUUUUACAAUAUUUAGCAUAGAACUUUGAAAUUUAAUAGAGAUCUUUGAAUUACAUCCAGAAUCAAUUUCGGGAUAGUCCAUUUCGAGUAUAUUUUCCAUUUUGGCUAUGUUUUCUAUUUAAUUUUUCAAAUUUUGGCAUUUUGAGUUCUUAUUGUGGAGAAAAGCUUUUCACAAAAAAUUGUAAAUGUUGGUCCUCUUUUUUUUUUGCAGCAGUUAUAAAAUGGUCACAUUGACUUCAUCCUUCCAAGACGUUUACUUCUUUAAAUCCAAAAUGUAUUUUUAAUAUAUAUGGAUCCCUGGCGUUUAGUUAAAAUGUAGACUCUUGACGGCUUCAGGGUCUAUAGAACAAUUUCAUUUCAAAUAAUUUUGUAGAAUAUUUUGAUAGUCUACUAUUUAAUGGAAGUUUUUAAGCAUAUUUUAAAAGAAGGAAAAACAUUUUCAAAAGUGUGCAAAAAGGGGGUUUUGUUAAUUUUCGAUGUAAACUUUCAAAACGUCGAUACACCUGUCUCCUUUCUUAAGCUCUACUCUCAUGAUUUGCUGGAUUUUGCCCGUAAUUAUUGAAAGAAAUUUGUCUCGCAGUGAAAUCGGGAAAAAUGUUUUCCCACAAUGGUAAAAAACUCAAAAUGAUCCGAAUUACAAUUUAAACAUUCAAAACAAAUAACCGGGUACUUCCAUAUCAAUAAUAUUACAAAUGUACAAACUUCUGAUCCAGUGAAGAAAAAAAAAACAACUACUGUUUAUAAUGCUUAAUCAAAAGAAAAAAAAAAAAAACAUUGGGAGAUGCAUAUUAUAGAAAUAUUAGAAAAAUUCAACAUUUUUUAACUAAUUUUAGCAAAUAGGACAAAAAAAUAACUGCGAAAUCCACCUAUCUACGAGCAUCCUAGAAUAAAAAACGAUAAGCCAUAUCCUGAGAAUGGGACAACUAACAAGGAACAGCAACAAGUAACACAAAAUACAUCGCCAGGAAGCAGCUGUAAUAAAAUACAUAUAAAAUAUUUUUUAACUAUGUUAAGUCCUGGGAAUAUUUAAUAUGAAGUUCAAACAUAAUGUGUAUAUGUUAACGUGUACGUAUACGGUAGUACUUCAUUUAAUUGUGAUCUUUUGGACAGUUACUCAAGUCUGUUAUGCUGAUAAUCUAGAACCUGAAUCACUUAGUCGAAAAGUGCACAACAUAUAUAGUAUUGAGUUCAAAAAAAAAGAGUACAAUGUUACUAUUCCGGAGAAUAGCAUUGGUAAAACGUACGCUACGCCUAAGUCGUAUGACGAAAGGAUUGGUUUAGAUACACCAAUGUCAUGUAAUGCAGUUUUUCGAAUUAUUUCUGGAGAUCGAGACAAGUUGUUUAAAGCAGAAGAGAGAACAGUCGGCAACUUUGCCUUUUUGUCAAUAAGAACGAGAACAAGUAACGUAGUAUUAAAUCGCGAAAAAAACGAAGUGUAUAAUUUCAGAGUUAAGGCAUUCGUAACAUGUCCUGCGAACGGAAGCAAUAUUUUGCAUGAGGCAGAGUGCACGAUAAACCUUCAAGUUCUUGACAGAAACGACCUAAAUCCUCUCUUCUAUCCAACUGAAUAUUCAGUAACUAUAUUCGAGGACGUUCCUGUUCAUAGCAGCAUAUUAAAAGUUACAGCUGAAGACGCAGACUUAGGAAUAAAUGGAGAAAUAUACUACAGUUUUUUAAACUCCAGUCCAUAUUUUAUAAUCCAUCCAUCUUCUGGUGUCAUAUCGAAUGUUAGGCCCCUAAUAAAUCUGGGUGGAAGAGAGUUGGAAAUAAUAGUAAUUGCGAUAGAUCGAGGCUCCGCAAUGUUGCAUCAUAACCAUCAAUCUAGCAAGGCUAAAGUUCUGAUAAAUGUUGAAAAGACUAACCUUCAUUCGCCAGAUGUAUACGUCACGACUGUUUCCAGUAUUGUUAUCCAUGAAACUACUGAUGCCAACAGGAAUAUUUAUGGAAUAAUUCGGGUUUCAGAUAAAGAUAGUGGCAGGCACGGUGACAUAAACGAUGUCUCCAUUGUUAAUGGCGAUGCAGACGGAAUAUUUGAAAUAACCCAAGCAAAAACGCGAGAGGAAUAUUAUAUUCAAUUGAAGAAACUUGUUGUACUAGCAAACACAACUAACACCUUUAAUAUAACGAUAAGGGUGGAAGACAACGGGAUUCCGAAAAGACAUACGUCUAAAAAUGUACUUUUUACAAUAUAUACUGAUAAACAAAAUGCUCCAGUCUUCACGAAACCGUUAUAUGAAGUAUCCAUUCCAGAAACAGCUCCUAUUAAUAUGCCUGUUAUUCGUUUAAAGGUAAGCGAUCCCAGCUUCGGAAAAAAUGCAUUGGUUUUUCUUGAAGUUGUUGGAGGAAAUGAAGGUGGAGAAUUUAAAAUAAAUCCGGACACUGGCAUGCUUUAUACUCAAAAGUAUUUGGAUGCUGAAAAAACUGCCUUUUACACGCUUACUGUCUCUGCCAUCGAUCAAGCAAAUUUAGGAGUUCGAAAACAAUCAUCAGCGAAAGUAAAAAUUAAUGUACUGGAUGUAAAUGACAAUGAUCCAAUUUUUGAGCAGAAAAAUAUAACAGUUUAUAUAAAUGAGAAUGAAAAGGCAGGAACUUACGUAACGAAAGUUCUUGCAAGGGACAAAGAUAGCGGAGAAAAUUCAUAUAUUUCGUAUAGUAUUACGAAUCUCUAUGAUAUGCCCUUCGACAUCGAUCAUUUUAGCGGAGUUAUACGAACAACAACUUUAAUUGAUUUUGAGGUAAUGAGACGAUCAUACCAGUUAAAAGUCAGAGCAUCGGAUUGGGGACUUCCUUACCGAAGGCAGACUGAAAUGGAGGUUUUUGUUAACAUAAAUGAUAUAAAUGACAACAGACCUCAAUUUGAACGUGUCGACUGUCUUGGAAAAGUUUUUCGACAGGCUCCUAUAGGCACCGAUAUAUUCACAUUAUCAGCAAUAGAUUUUGAUGUUGGCGAUUAUAUAACGUAUCGUCUAAUUUCUGGUAACGAAGAUGGCUGUUUUAAUAUGGAUUCAAUUACUGGCGUUAUAACAAUUGGAUGUGAUCUUAAUGACAUUCCAGUCUCUCAUCGUUACAUUAACGUAUCUGCAACGGACGGAACACACUUUUCGGACGAGAUGAUGAUCAAAAUAGACCUCUUAAGGAUCGAACAUUCGGAUGCAUUAAAGAAUGGUUAUAGUAGUUUCGAGUGUCAUGAAACAGGAGUGGCAAAAAAGUUGGCUGAUAUAUUAGCUGCUUCGGAAAAAAACAAUAUGAAAACCAAUAACGAAAUAGAAAGUAACGGGUACUUUACGCUUACAAACAGAUAUGGACAAAAUGUACACAAACCAGAAUUUAUUGAUUUUCCAUUAACAUUGAAUGUAAACGAAAGUCUUCCCUUAGGAGAAACGAUUACGCGGUUUAGAGCGAAGGACCGAGACUUGGGAUAUAAUGGAAAAUUAGUGUUCGGUAUUUCCGAUGGCGACUUUGAAUCAGUUUUUAGAGUGGACCCCGACAGUGGAGAACUUCAACUAAUUGGAUACUUGGAUCGAGAGCGCCAGGAAGAUUAUGUUUUGAAUAUAACAGUGCGCGAUCUUGGGCAACCUCCCAAGAGUGAUUCAAAAAUGUUAAGCGUGAAUAUUUUAGACGUCAAUGACAACCCACCAAUAUUCCAAAAGCCUAUUAUUAGACUUCAUCUGCCUGAAAAUACUAAAAACGAGAGCCAAGUAUUCUGUCUAAAUGCCACGGAUGCCGAUGCAACUGUUAAUGCCCAGAUUUCCUAUGGAAUAAAGUCUGACACGAGGAAUUUUGCUAUAAAUUCCACUACAGGUUGUUUAUUUUUAAUAAACUUGCUUGAUCGGGAAAAGCAAAAUGAGUAUGAACUACAAAUCUUUGCCAAGGAUGGAGGUGUUCCGUCUCUUUCGGCGGAAGCACUUGUUUCCAUAAUUGUUGACGAUGUUAACGACAAUGCUCCUGUAUUUGGGAUCCAGGAAAUAAUUUUCAAAGUCCGUGAAGAUCUUCCUAGAGGUACAGUGGUAGCUAAAGUAGAAGCAAAUGAUUUCGAUAUAGGUAUAAAUUCGGAAAUACUUUUUUCGAUUAAAGAUGACACGACAAAUUCAUCUACUUUCAAAAUUGAUAAAUACAGCGGGAUUAUAAUGACACAGAAUUACUUAGAUUAUGAAAAACAACAAAUUUAUAACCUCGUAGUUACUGCAGUAGAUUGUGGAACGCCAUCGUUAUCCUCUGAUAUGCCAGUUGUUAUAGAAAUAAUUGAUGUAAAUGAAAAUCGAUAUGCUCCAGAAUUCGAUGACUACGUAUAUAUAGGGAAAAUUAAAGAAAAUGAGCCAAAAGGUUCAAUUGUACGCAGUGUAACAGCUAAGGACCUUGACACCAAAGGUCCAGAAUCCGACAUAUCUUAUUAUAUUCGAGGUGGAGAUGGAAUGGGAAUUUUUUCAAUAACCGACAAAGGAUCAAUUCGUACACUUUCUCACUUGGAUGCAGAAAGUAAAAAUUUUUACUGGCUCACUGUAUGCGCCCAGGAUCAAGCUGUAGUGCCAUUAUUCAGUUGUACACAGGUGUUUAUUGAAGUAGAGGACGUAAAUGACAAUGUUCCCUUAACAUCUCAGCCAGUUUACUAUCCGCAUAUAUUUGAAGGAAGUAACGCACACACGCUCAUAAUAAGACUGAACGCAACUGAUGAUGAUAUUAACAAAUUAACCAAAAUAUCUUAUAAGAUUGUUUCAGGGAAUCCUGAAGGUUUCUUCGAAAUCAACAAAGAAACAGGUGAACUCAUGACAACUGAAAGAAAGCUUGAUCGUGAAAAUCAAGUAGAACAUAUAUUGGAGGUUCGCAUCUCUGAUAAUGGUUUUCCAUCUCUAUAUUCAACCACCCGUGUUGUUGUUUCGGUCAAAGAUAUCAACGACAACAGCCCACAGUUUGAACAACGUUUCUAUAAAAUCCAAAUUCCUUCUACUUCAGAUAUAAAUGUUCCUAUAUUUCAGAUUCUCGCCACUGAUAUUGAUAUUGGAGAAAAUGGACGAAUUUCUUAUAAUAUUAAAUCCGGCAAAGGAAAAAACAAAUUUCGUAUUGAUGCCGACACUGGUUUAAUUUACGCCACUAAGCCAUUAGAAAUGGAAAGUGAAUAUGAAUUAAUUAUUAAAGCAGAAGAUCAUGGAAGUCCCAAGAAAAGUCAAACAGCUAGAUUAAACGUAUUGGUUAUACCGAUUUUAGAACAAUCAAAGGCUCCACCUAGCAUAAAAACAACAAAUAGUUUAGUUGAAGUCACAGAAAGCGACAAAGCUGGAUUUUUGGUAACUCUUAUACAAGCUUCUGACGAAGACAGUGAACAUCUUUGGUAUAACAUUAGUGGAGGAAAUGAAAACCAUGCAUUUUUUAUUGGUCAUGAUAACGGAAAUGUGCUUCUUUCCAAAUCGCUUGAUUGGGAAACAAAAAAUUUUUACAAUUUAACUAUAACAGUCAGCGAUGGAUCCAACAUUGUAAAUACGCAAUUAUUUAUUAAAGUCGUCGAUACGAACGACAACCGACCUCAAUUUACAAAAGAUGUAUACCACGUAAACAUAUCUGAAGGCAUAAAAGAGGAAACUAUAGUUUUGCAACUACAUGCAUUUGACAAAGACGAAGAUAAAAAAAUAUUCUAUACUCUGCAUGGAUCAAAAGACCCAUCAUCCCUGGAGUUCUUUCGUAUAGAUUCGGUAACAGGAAAUGUUGUUGUGAGUCAAAAGCUGGAUUAUGAAAAAAAUAAACGUCAUGAAUUGAUAGUAAUUGCAAAGGAUCAAGGAACGCCAGCGAAACGAAACUAUGCCAAAAUAAUAGUUGAUAUUUAUGAUCAUAAUGAUCAUAGUCCAGAAUUUACAAGUAAAAUGUUGCAAAGUAAAAUUCCGGAAAGCGCUGCAGUAGGCUCAAAAGUGAUACAAGUAAGCGCUACGGAUAGGGACAGUGGUAAAAAUGGAGAAAUUUUUUAUUCAAUUAUUAGCGGAAAUGUUGGGAAUAUAUUCGAAAUAGAUAAAAUUGUUGGUACUGUCUAUAUAUCUCAAGCACUGGACAUAAUGCAUAUGCAAGAGUACAUGCUUCAAGUGAAGGCCACUGACUACGGAAAUCCCCCUUUGUCAUCGCAGAUACCCGUUCAUAUUAUUGUCGUAAUGUCAGAAAACGACCCUCCACGAUUUACACUUGCGACAUCUGUAAUAGAAAUGCUCGAAAAUCUCCAGAUUGGAUCAUUCAUAACACAUAUAGAAGCAAGGUCAUCGUCCUCGGUGUUUUAUAACAUUGUCGAGGGCAACGAUGGGGGAUAUUUCUAUAUAAAUCCUUCAACCGGCGUUGUAUUGGUCAAUUCUAAAAUUGAUUACGAGCAGAUAAAGCAAUUUAACUUAACUAUUAAAGGAACAAACAUGGCAUCCGUAUCAUCAUACCAUAACAUAAUAAUACAUGUAUUGGAUGUAAACGACAACCCUCCUUAUUUUACACAGAUAGAAUAUUUUGGACAGAUAUCAGAAGCCUCUGAGCCUGGAUCUUAUGUUAAUAGCAAUAAUUCCAUCAACAGUUUACUUUACCUUAAGGCACAUGACGCUGAUGUUGGACAAAAUAGUAAUUUGGAAUAUACAAUAAUGGAUGCCGUUAGUAAUCAGUAUUUUCAAAUCGAUUUUUUGACUGGGAACAUACAAUUGUUGCAAAAAUUAGAUUACGAAUUGAUAAAAGAGUUCACAUUUAACGUUAUGGUCAAUGACAAGGGAAGCCCAAAGUUAUAUUCUAGAAGCUUAGCACAUGUAACUAUUUACGUUGUUAAUGUAAAUGACUGUCCACCAAUUUUUGAAAUGCAAGAAAUGAAUGCUACCUUAUACUUACCUUCUUACGAAGGAAUUGGAGUGUUGAAAGUAACUGCUACUGAUAUGGACAAAGAUAUAAACAACAAAAUUCGUUACGAUAUAGUGGAAGGGAAUUUAAACAACACUUUUCAAAUCGACAACUCUACUGGUAUGAUAACCACAAGGAAUAUUAAUACAUUGGUACCGUGCUAUACUCUCCAUAUCCGAGCAUCCGAUGGUAUUUUUUCAACAAUUUCACAAGUUGAGAUACAUACAGCGGUCAUUAACGAGACUGGCUUUCAGUUUCAAAAAAAAAGGUACAAAUUUUCUUCCGUCGAAAAUUCUUCGAAAAUUGUUGUUGUCGGUGUGGUAACCACAAUUGGAACUUUUUUGGACGAAAAUGUUGAGUACAAGAUAUUAAACCCAACUAAUCUUUUUGAGAUUGGUAAAACUUCUGGUGCUAUAAAAACAACGGGAGUAAUAUUUGAUAGAGAAUCAGUGGAUGUAUAUACCUUGAUAAUUGAAGCUAUGUCUAUUCUUUAUAAUAACAAUCAGCCCUAUCUACGCCGUGCUACCACUUUAGUUGAUGUUUCAAUUUUGGAUACAAAUGAUAACUGUCCUAUAUUCGUUAAUUUGCCAUAUUAUUCCACAGUCUCAUUAGAAGACACGAAAGGUUCUGUCAUAAUGAAAGUCAAAGCUAUUGACUUAGAUAGCUAUGAAAAUGGAGAAGUUCGGUACGAGAUGAAAAGAGGAAAUGGUGAGCUUUUUAAAGUGGAUCGGAAAACAGGCGACAUUAUACUUAGACAGAAAAUUGAGAAUGACAAUAAGAAAUAUGAACUUGUGGUAGCAGCAUAUGAUAACGCAUUGACACCAUGUUCUUCUGAAGUCACCGUUACAAUAAAGAUCGUUGAUAGGUCCAUGCCUGUAUUCAAUAAACAAUUCUACUUUGGCCGUGUGAAGGAAGACGUUGAACUAUUUUCUGCAUUGUCUGUGAACAUACAAGCGGAGAGUCCAUUGGAAAGAAACUUGAUUUAUACCAUAUCAAAUGAAGAUUUUUUUGAAAUCGACUACAGAACAGGCAUGCUAUAUGUGGUAAAUACUUUGGAUUUUGAAAUGCAAAAGUCGCAUGAAUUGAUCGUAAGGGCAACUGAUAUUGUUUCUGGAGUGUUUGCAGAAGUUACUCUAUCGAUUGGGGUUGAGGAUGCAAAUGACUGCUAUCCACAUAUUGAGACUGAUAACUACAAUAUAACAUUACCCGAAAAUCUACCACUUGGCUCCCAAGUUUUAAAGAUAAAUGCAUCCGACUGCGACUCUGAUGCAAAUAGCGUUUUGUCCUUUCACAUAGAUGCAACAAACGGUGACAGAGAUUCAGAAUUAUUUUAUAUCGAUGUUGCAGAUGGUUCUAUUUACCUUAAACAUCAAUUAAAUUACGAGGAGUGCAAGUCAUAUCUACUCAUAAUAAAGGUUAAAGAUCAUGGAACCCCUUCUCUUACAUCAAGAGCAAACGUGUGGAUCAAAGUAAAAGAUCUAAACGACAACAUUCCUAAAUUUGUUGAGCCAUCAUUUUCGAGUAAGUUAUCAGUUAAUGCAUCCAGAGGACAAUUUGUAACAAGAGCCAGUGCUUACGAUGACGAUGAAUGUGACAGCGGCAAAUUGAAAUAUAAAAUUGUAGAUGGUAACGAUUACCAAAUAUAUAAUAUAGAAGAAUCGACAGGAAUUAUAGUACUACAAAACAAUCAGAGAUUGGAAAGCUAUAAACAGAGCAUUCUCAAUAUUUCCGUAACCGACGGCCUUCAUAUAAGCUUUGCAAGAGUAAAAAUUAACUUGCUUCCAGAAAAUAUGCAUAGCCCAAUAUUUGAAUCGUCGGUGUAUGAGGUACAUGUGAAUGAGAAUGAGAAGCAAAAUACACUUAUUCUAACGGUGAAAGCUAUUGAUCAUGAUUUUGGAAAAUAUGGAUCGAUAUACUAUGAUAUACCCUGUAAUGAUAUGGCUUCCAUAUUUAGAAUUGACAAUAUGACGGGUUCAAUAUAUUCCAAAAUACCUUUAGACAGAGAACAAAGGCAAUUAUAUGAAAUUUUGGUGAAAGCCACUGAUGGAGGAGGCAAAUUUUCAUACUCAUUUGUCCGGCUUAAAGUAGAUGAUGUUAAUGACAACGUUCCGUAUUUUCAAUUAAAUGAGUACAAACUGAUAUUGAAAGAUGACAUUGCAAUAAAUACCGUCGUAGCACAAAUUACCGCUGUAGAUCUCGAUACUGGACGCAAUGCGCAGCUAAAUUAUUCUAUUGAAAAUGUAACUGACAAUGGCAGCUGGUUGAAAAAUAUAGUGUUAAAAUCAAACGGAGAAAUCGUCAUAUUGAAGUCAUUAAAACUCUUAACGAACAGAUUGAUACAAUUUUUUGUACGAGUAAUUGACGAUGGGUACCCAGACAGACACAGCAAUUUAAUCCCUGUGUCCCUGCAAAUUAUGGAGUCAAAUGUAACCAUUCCUUACUUCGAGAAAAAGUCGAUGAAUAUUAACGUCGAUGAAACCCUUAAUCCAGGAUCCAUACUGGCCAGACUCAAAGUUACAGGAAAUUAUUCCGUUAAGUUUUCUCUAGCUUCCAAAUCUUCAAAAUUUACUGUUUCCGAGAAUGGAGAUGUUUUGUUGACACAAUCUUUAGAUAGAGAGCUUAGUCCUUUGGAACAUAUUACAGCUAUGUUUGAAACCGCCACAAAACCUGUACUAUAUGGGUACAUUGAUAUAUACAUUAAUAUUCAAGACGAUAACGAUAAUUUCCCAACAUUUUCAAACUUGGUGUACAACAUGGAUGUUCCAGAAAACAACGAAAAAGGGUCAUCAAUUUUGAAAAUAACAGCUUUUGAUCCAGAUGAAGGUCCCAACGGUGAUGUUCGGUACUACUUGGACGAUGACGACUUGGACAAAAUGUUUGAAAUUGAUAUACACUCUGGUUGGAUAACUCAACUUGGUACUUUAGAUAGAGAAUUGCAGUCGGAAUAUUAUUUUAAUGUUUUGGCAAGCGACAAUGGUCAAUCGAAACAAACAUCUAAAGUAACAGUGUCUAUAGCCGUUAGAGAUUAUAAUGACAAUCCACCAUUAUUUAAACAAACAUUUCAAAUGUUUUCUGUACCCGAAAAUGCAUUACCUGGUACCGUUCUAAAUCAACUUUUGAUAAGUGAUUUAGAUUCAGAAAAGAAUAAUUUACAAUUUUUCAUUGUUUCUGGCGACAAUAAAUCUCAAUUUCAAAUUGCCAACACCGGAGAACUCUUUGUGUCCAAAGCACUUGACAGAGAAUCAAUUUCAUCAUAUAGCAUUAGUGUGGCUGUGACUGAUGGAAAAUUUGUGUCAUAUACUGACGUGUCAAUUAAUGUUCUUGACAUAAAUGACAAUUUCCCUAUAUGCAUAAGUCCAAAGUAUGAAAUAGCCAUACCAGAAUCAACACCAGUAAGUGCCUCAAUUGUGAAAAUAAAUGCAAUCGAUAUUGAUGAUGUUGAGAAUAGCAGAAUAAGAUUUUAUGUUACUGGAAAUUAUUCGGAAGAUUUUUAUGUAGAUAAAGAUCAAGGAAUUCUUAGAGUUGCCGAACCAAUCGAUCGAGAAAUACGAUCGAAAUAUUCUCUACUUGUUCAUGUGCAGGAUGCAAAAGAACUAUUACAGGAGUGUAUUUGUGAAGUAAUUAUAACAGUAACUGAUGUAAAUGACAAUCGGCCAGAAUUUUCCAUGCAUCAAUACAUAUUAAGUAUACCAGAAAACGCACAAAUUGGCACAAUUGUUACAAAAAUACAUGCCGUCGAUAGAGAUUUUGGUUUAAAUCGAAAAAUAUCCUACACGCUUUUGGAUGAAACUGAGUAUUUUGAGAUUUAUUCUUCAAGUGGUAUCAUAAAGCUCAAAAAACUGUUGGAUCGGGAAAGCAUUUCUGUUUUUAAUUUAACUGUAAAAGCAGAGGAUAAUGGCACUUCGAAGUUAUAUUCUACGGAAAACCUUAUUGUUCAUGUGCUCGAUAUAAAUGAUAACCCGCCGGAAUUCCAACUUAAACAAUAUAAAGCAUAUCUGUGGGAAAAUGCUACAGUAGACACCCAGGUAACGCAAGUAUAUGCAACUUCAAAAGAUAUUGGUGUAAACGCAGAAAUAUCCUAUUACAUUAUUGGUGGAAAUGAACAACAGAAAUUUAAAAUUGAUACAACUAGUGGAAUAAUUUUUCUUAACAUGGAAAUCGAUUAUGAAAAGACUAAGUCAUUCUUUUUGAAUGUGCAAGCAAUCGAUGGUGGCAUACCUCCUUUAAGCAGUCAAACCUUUGUGAAUAUUACUGUUUUAGAUGUUAACGAUAACACCCCACAUUUCUCCCAAAAUCUUUAUCGAGUUAAAGUAAGCGAACGCGCCAAUAUAGGAGACAACAUUUUACAAGUUAUUGCAAUGGAUGAUGAUAGUGAUAAAAAUGGAGUAGUUGAAUAUAACAUUGAACGAGGUGAUCGUCUAAAACAAUUUUCUAUAGAUGAUUUCUCUGGAAAAAUUUAUGUGAAUCACAAUUUAGACAGAGAAGGUAUUCAGUCAUAUAUUCUAGAGGUGAGAGCAUGCGACAAAGGGUGGCCACGGCUCUGCAGUUUUGUCCAAGUUUUUGUAGACAUUAUGGACGUAAAUGAUAAUAGCCCGAUAGUUAGGAAUGGCAAUAGCACGAUAUUGCUGCAAGAGAACAAGCCUUUGGGAUUCGAAGUAACAACAUUUGAUGUCUCUGAUGCGGACGAGUAUCCAAAUACAAGUCCCUAUACAUUUGAUUUUAGGAGCGGAAACGAAGGAGGAUUUUUUCGUCUUGAACAGGACGGUAGAUUGUUAACUGCAUUUCGAUUUAGCCACAGAAUAUGUGAUGAAUACAUUCUUCAAAUAAGAGUCUUCGACAAUGGCAUUCCACCACUUUACUCAGAUACUUGGGUCACUAUCAAAAUAAUUGAAGAAAGUCAAUAUCCCCCUAUUAUUACUCCUCUGGAAAUAACAAUUAAUUCUGUUGAAGAUGAUUUCGGUGGCGGCUUUUUGGGGAAGGUAUAUGUAUCAGAUCAAGAUAAAUAUGAUACGUUCACGUACAAAAUAGAGGCAAACAUGACACAAACGUACUCUGCGAUUAAGCUUUUUAACAUAUCGGCAACCACCGGCGAUAUAUAUGCUAUAACAAACUUGGAUAUUGGCUUGUAUUAUAUUAACGUUAGUGUUUCCGAUGGAAAAUUUAAUUCAUUUGCAAAUGUGAGAAUCAACGUAGAGUUAGUGACAACCGAAAUGAUAAAAAAUGCUGUCAUAAUGAGAUUUAGUAAAAUCACGGCGAAAGAUUUCAUAUUAAGUCAUCGAAAAGCAUUUCUCAGAAUCAUGCGCGAAGUUUUACAGUGCCGACAGAAGGACAUUUUCAUCAUUGCACUGAAAGAAAACGAUUUCACCAACACAAAGCACAUCUUUAAAAACUCGUCAUCUAACUUAACAGUGACUAAUUCCAACCACAUGUUGGAUGUUGCGUUUGCUAUUAAAAAACAAUUAAUCUUACCAACAUCGGAAAGCUAUUAUACACCUGAGGAGGUAUUAUAUAAGAUGUCCAUUGGCGUCGAAGAAAUAGAAAUUCGUUCUAACCUGCCUAUUGAAGAUAUUGUGUCUAAUGAGUGUCCAGUAAAUAUCUGUGUUCAUGGAAAAUGUAAUACUCAGAUGUUUAUUAAUAAAAAUGAAGUAAACACGUUUUAUACUGAUGUGGUGAGUUACGUUACUCCAGAAUAUAAACUGAAUUAUAAUUGCGCCUGCAAACAAGGCUUCGAUGGUAAAAAUUGUGAAGAACCUGUGAAUGCAUGUUCUUCCGACCCAUGUCCACCACAGAAACAGUGUUGGCCAGCCGAUACAAUAAACGGCUAUCAGUGCAUCUGUCCAUCGGGAUAUGCAGGCCAGUUUUGCGAAGUGCAAUCCUCAAGAUGCCACUACAACAAUUGUUCAAAUUUACAAACAUCGGUUUCUUUCAGUGGAAAAAGUUACGCCCACUACAAAAUAAAUAAGUCGUCAGCUAGACAUUUGGUUGAAAGCCAAUUUUCUUUAACGCUCAGGAUACGCACAGUACAGCAAUCGGGAACACUUGUCUACGCCAGUGGUCAAAUUGACUACAGCAUUAUAGAAAUUGUGAAUGGAGUUGUUCAAUAUCGAUUUGAUCUUGGUUCAGGAGAAGGCGUCGUUGCUGUUACGAGUAUAAAUAUAUCUGAUGGCGAGUGGCACUCAAUUAAACUAGAACGAGUUUUAAAUACAGCGAAACUUGUAGUUGAUAACAAGCAUACAUCACAGUCCAAUUCUCCCGGAAUUAAUUCUAUAUUAAAUUUAGAUAAAAAUGAAAUUUUUGUCGGUGCAAAAGUGAUACCACAUCAUACUAUAGUGGGAUAUGAAGAUAUCCAGCGAGGUUUUAUUGGUUGCUUGGCCGAUAUUAAAGUUGGACACGAAACCUUACCAUUACAUAUAGUUGCAGGUGGUAAUACGGUAGCAGCUUUAAGAUUUACCAACGUAGAGUUCCUUUGCGAUCCCUCAAAGGUGUUAAUAAAUCUUGGUAUUUGCGGAGAACAACCUUGUCUAAAUUCAGGCAUUUGUCAUGACCUAGGCGACAACUUUCAAUGUGUUUGUUCUGAACGUUACGCUGGAAGGUUUUGUGAAAUAGAUCUAGAUCCAUGUGCUUCUAUUCCAUGUUUAUAUGGCGGCCUUUGCGAAAUGCUUGGUCCAAAUAAUUACUCAUGUACUUGUCCUUCACAUUUAUCAGGAAAACGCUGCGAGUAUGGCCGCUUUUGUAUCCCCAAUCCCUGUAAGAACGGUGGAAUAUGUGAAGAGGGAGAUGGUGUUUCUCACUGUAUGUGUAGAGGUUUCACGGGGCCCACCUGCGAAAUUGACGUCGACGAAUGCGAAAACCAACCUUGCGGCAGCGGAGCCACCUGUAUAAAUGAGGCGGGAAGUUUUCGUUGCAUAUGUCCCUCAUAUUUAACGGGCGCCAGUUGCGGAGAUCCGCUAUAUUCCAAUUCUAUUUCAACGAAAUUGAGAAACUUAUCCGUUGAAAAAAUAACAGGAAUUAUUUGUGGUGCUUUGUUUGUGUUCAUUCUGUGUACUAUCACCAUAUGUUGCAGAAUGUAUAGGAGAAAUUGUUCUACAAGAAAAAAAAGUUCGAGUCGCAUUAAAAACAGUUGCAAAGAAACAAAAUUAAACUCAUUAUUGGAGAAAGAGAAAAACAAUAAACACAAAACUAAAAUAAGUAAUCUUGAAGUUAAUCACCGACCACUUAGCUACGCCCCAACAGCUACAGACAAUAUGAUCUCGAGUACUCAUUUUGUAAAUAAUUUGGAUAUACUUAGGAGUUAUGGAUCUGCCGGUGACGAACUUGAGAAUAUACCAUUCGAGUAUCAAAAAAUAAGUAUUAAUAAAGUAAAUGUAAAUAUUAACAACGAAAACAUAUCAGAGGCAGCAGUGUCAGCCUAUAAGACGGACUGGUGUGAUCAAACGCAGUUAAAGACUUUUUGUGAAAGCAAACUUAACAAUGGUAAAUGCGUUGAUUAUAACUUGCCAUUGAAUCGUCUAACAUCAACUAAGUCAAGCUGCACAAAACUAAUUCACGUUGCAAUGCCUAACGUAUGUCAACCAACAUAUGGUGCGGAUUAUUCUAAUCAUGGGCAAUAUCAUUGGGAUUGUUCUGACUGGGCUAGAAACAGCCAAAAUCCAUUGCCUGAUAUUACAGAAGUACCUGGUGCAGAAAUAGUAGAUUCAUCUAGUUUUCACAGUAAUGAAAGCAAUGAAUCAAAGCCAAAGGAUCACGCACAUGCUAUUAUGAGACCGGAUCCUCGAAGAGACACUUUAACCGUAAAUGAGGAAUUGGUUGUCAAUUCACAAGUUCAAGAUAGCAUUCCAAAACCAAAUCUACCGUUCGGUAGUAAUUCAAGACUGAGUCCAGCGUAUUAUAGUGAGAACGAAGACUAUACAUCAAAUUCAGUGCCUUUCAGAUGUAUAACAAAAUGUAAAUUGUACGUGCGUCAUCCAGAUUCGUACUUGCCACCGUUAAACAAUCUCAGUGAAACAGACGGAGAAACAAAUCCACAGUGCUAUAAUUUCAAAUGUCAAGCAGAUGUCGAGGACGAGAAGCGGAAGUUAAGCGUCAACUCAGAUGAUGAAUAUUUUUGCCCCAAGAGUCCCUACGGUAGCAAUCGUUCCGUACAUCUAUGCGAAAUAGAAGAUUCAGAGCUCGAAGAAUUUUUGCCCAAAAGACAAGUAGAAGUAUCAGAUGACUAAUUCUAAAAUCAGAUCUAUAUUAUUUUCUGUUUUGCUAACUAUAUAAUACUUCCAGAAUUUAAUAAAGCAAAUAUUUUAUUAUAA
This is a messenger RNA of Musca domestica (house fly), 15693 nucleotides long. It is a transcript of the gene kug, whose product is annotated as fat-like cadherin-related tumor suppressor homolog. Lineage: Eukaryota; Metazoa; Arthropoda; Insecta; Diptera; Muscidae. Gene Ontology annotation, cellular component: plasma membrane. The record is from RefSeq and is a predicted model, not a curated record. Gene Ontology annotation, molecular function: calcium ion binding. The transcript is spliced from 23 exons. Gene Ontology annotation, biological process: homophilic cell-cell adhesion. Bases 1582 to 15609 code for a protein of 4675 amino acids.